Molecule: messenger RNA, 3166 nt
Organism: Habropoda laboriosa
Lineage: Eukaryota; Metazoa; Arthropoda; Insecta; Hymenoptera; Apidae
Gene: Myo31DF
Product: myosin-IA-like
Biological process (GO): vesicle transport along actin filament; actin filament organization
Cellular component (GO): microvillus; actin cytoskeleton; myosin complex
Molecular function (GO): microfilament motor activity; ATP binding; actin filament binding
Source: RefSeq, a predicted model, not a curated record
GCAGCGAAGGCGGUCAGUCCCAAGGAGCUGGUCUCCAAUACAAAACGAGUUGCGUGUAGUUAUACGUGUAUGGAACCGUAAAUUCUGCGAAUACAUGUAUUAUUGAAAAAAUGGCAACGCAAGACGAAAUUGGCAUCGGAGAUUUGGUCCUUUUGGAUAAGAUCACAUUAGAAACAGUUGUGGAUAAUUUGCGAAUAAGAUUUAAUGGGGGUAAAAUUUACACAUACAUUGGAGAAGUAUGUGUCAGUAUAAAUCCAUACAGAAAUAUAAACAUAUAUGACAAUGAUUAUAUUAAUAAAUAUAAAGGUAGAGAAUUAUUUGAAAAUCCACCUCACAUUUUUGCAAUUGCUGAUGCAGUGCAUAGAGAAAUGAAACAACAAGGUCGUGAUACCUGUAUAGUUAUAAGUGGAGAAUCAGGAUCUGGUAAAACAGAAGCAAGUAAAAUUAUUAUGAAAUACAUUGCUGCAGUUACAAAUUUAAGUGGUCAGCAAGAAAUAGAAAGAGUAAAAAAUAUUCUUAUACAAUCCAAUUCAAUAUUGGAAGCUUUUGGAAAUGCAAAAACAAAUAGAAAUGAUAAUUCAUCUCGAUUUGGAAAGUAUAUGGACAUAGAUUUCAAUUUCAAGGGGGAUCCAAUUGGAGGUCAUGUUACAAAUUAUUUAUUGGAAAAGUCAAGAGUUGUUUAUCAACAAAGUGGUGAACGUAAUUUUCAUUGCUUUUAUCAGUUACUGAAUGGCUGCAGUGAAGGAGAAUUAAAUAAAAUGCGGCUAGUAAGAGAUCCAGCUGCAUACUUCUAUGUUGGUGCUGGAAAUUGUAAUAAAGCAAGUCCAACUGAUAAAAGUGACUAUAAAGCAGUUAUCUCUGCUAUGUCUACCCUUGGAUUCACUCAAAAUGAAGUACAAACAAUUUGGCAUAUGAUUGCUGGCAUAUUACACUUGGGUAACAUUACUUUUAAAUUUAAUGAGGACAAGCUUUUGAUUCAAAACAAAGCUGCAUUAAAUGAUACAGCAAAUUUAUUUUCUAUUAUCCCACAAGAAUUAAGUACAGCUCUUACACAAAGAGUUAUUGCAGCAGGAGGAGAAGUUAUGCAAAAAACUCAUACUUCAACAGAAGCAGAAUAUGGAAGAGAUGCCUUAGCAAAAGCUAUAUAUGAAAGGUUGUUUACUGAGAUUGUAUCACGCGUUAACGCUGCGAUUAAUGUAAAUGACGAGGAAACUUAUAAAAGGUAUAGAACAGUAAUUGGAGUACUUGAUAUAUAUGGUUUUGAAAUUUUUGAUGUAAAUAGUUUUGAGCAAUUCUGUAUUAACUACUGCAAUGAAAAAUUACAACAAUUAUUCAUUGAAUUAGUACUAAAACAAGAACAAGAGGAAUAUAAAAGGGAAGGAAUAGCAUGGCAAAAUAUUGAUUAUUUCAAUAAUCAAAUAAUUUGUGAUUUAGUAGAACAAUCCCAUAAAGGAAUUAUAGCAAUUAUAGAUGAAGCCUGUUUGACAGUUGGCAAAGUUACAGAUGAGAUGCUUUUAGAAGCUAUGGAUAAAAAAUUACUUGAUCAUAAACAUUAUACUUCCCGACAGUUGAAGCCAAUGGAUAAAGAACUACAACAUAAAAUUCAAUUUAAAAUUAAACACUAUGCUGGGGAUGUAAUAUAUAACAUCAAUGGCUUUUUAGAUAAAAAUAAGGAUACACUAUAUCAGGAUUUUAAACGUUUACUUUACAAUAGUAAUAACCCAAUAAUUAGCAAAAUGUGGCCUGAAGGAGCACAAAAUAUUUUAAAAACAACAAAAAGACCUUUAACAGCUGGAGCUCUUUUCCGUAGUUCCAUGAUAGCUCUAGUUAAGAAUUUAACAAGCAAAGAACCAUAUUAUGUUAGAUGUAUAAAACCUAAUGAGAUCAAAUCACCAGUUGUAUUUGACGAAGAAAGGGUAAAUCAUCAAGUACGAUAUUUAGGUCUUCUUGAGAAUGUAUUAGUUAGAAGAGCAGGUUUCGCAUAUCGUCAACGAUAUGACACAUUUUUAAAACGAUACAAAAUGAUAUCUCAAUACACAUGGCCAAAUUUUAGAGGUGGUAGUGAUAAAGAUGGUGUACGUACAUUAAUGAAUGAAAAACAUUUCAGUAAUGAUGUUGAAUAUGGCCAUACUAAAAUAUUUAUUCGUUCACCACGAACACUUUUUGCAUUAGAAAAGGCACGUAGCGAUUUGAUCCCAGAUAUUGUAAUAUUAUUACAAAAACAAUGGAGAGGAUAUUUGUGUCGUCAAAAGUAUAAAAAGAUGAAAGCUGCCCUUGUUAUAAUGAAUCAUUAUCAAAAAUAUAAAAUGCAUGCUUAUAUCAAGGAAUUGGAAAAGAUUUUCCGAAAUGCAAAGACAAUGCGAAAUUACGGUAAAAAUUUAAGUUGGCCUCGUGAAAAUUUCGCCGUAAGGCAUAUAAUAUUUGUUUUGAAAGUAAUGUAUGAAAGAUGGUGGGCAUGGAUGAUCCUCAGGCUUAUCCCUAGGGAAGAUUGGCCUCAACUAAGAUUGAAGAUGGCUGCGGGAAUAGUUUUGCGCUCAAAGCGACUUCAUUGGGGACAAGAUAGACGAUGGGAAGGAAAUUACCUCUCUAAGCCAGAUGAAAAUUCGCAAAGUGAUGUUUUUAAUUCUUCGAUAAAUAAUCUUCGCAAUACUGAUCAUUUUAAAACUGUUUUAUUUAGUGCAUUUGUUAGAAAAACCAAUAGAUUUAAUAAACAAAAAGAUCGUGUAUUAGUAGUUACUGAACAUGCAAUAUAUAAACUUGAAAAUUCUAAAUUCAAAAGUAUGAAAAAAGGCAUGCCAAUAACAGAGAUAACAGGUUUAAGUGUAUCGCCUGGAAAGGACCAACUUGUAACAAUUCAUUCAAAUCGAGGAAAUGAUUUCAUUAUAUCGAUCAUUGCUAAAGAUGAUCGAGUCGGAGAACUUGUUGGCAUUUUAAGCAAUAGAUAUAGUCUGAGUAUAUGUUUACUGUUCAAAAUUUUGUUUGGUAAAUCUUUAUUUCCUUAAUAUAAUAAGAGUAAAAUACUACGAGUCGAAGUACAUCCUGAAGUUAUUGAGCCAACAUUCAAAAAGGAAGGCGAUAAUAUUAUAUUUGCUAUUCCGCCGUCAGUUAGUAUAAUUGACGGAGGUGCUAAUACUAGGUUUCACCCUAGGACUACUAAUUAAAACAG